AUGAACGCUUUCCGGUAUAUGAGACCUGCGGCUGCUCGAGUGCCGUUCCAACGGUCUACUCUUCCUCGAGUUGCUCGAGCUUACAGCUCCAAGACCUAUGAGUAUAUCCAGGUCUCACAGCCCAAGCCUGGUGUCGGUCAAGUGACAUUGAACCGACCCAAGGCUCUUAAUGCUCUCUGCACACCUCUUAUCAAGGAGCUUAACCAGGCCCUGCUCGAUUUCAAUGCAGCUGAUGAUACCUCAGUCAUUGUCUUGACCGGGUCGCAGAAGGCCUUCGCCGCUGGUGCCGAUAUCAAAGAGAUGGCCCCUCUCACCUUCGCUGAAGCUUAUACCACCUCCUUCAUCGAGUCUUGGUCCGAUCUCACCACCCAGGUGAAGAAGCCCAUCAUCGCUGCCGUCUCUGGUCACGCCCUUGGCGGAGGCUGCGAGCUGGCCAUGAUGUGUGAUCUCAUCUACUGUACCGAAAAUGCCAACUUCGGCCAACCUGAAAUCAAGCUCGGUACUGUUCCUGGUGCUGGAGGCAGCCAGCGUCUUACCCGUGCCAUUGGCAAGUCAAAGGCUAUGGAGCUCAUCCUUACUGGCAAGAACUUCUCUGGUGUUGAUGCUGAGAAAUGGGGACUUGCUGCCAGAACUUUCCCAACAUAUGAAGCUUUGAUGGAGGAGACUCUCAAGCUCGCUGAGACUAUUGCUGGUUAUUCCAAGGUCGCUGUCCAGGCUGCUAAGGAGGUUGUUAACAAGAGCCAAGACCUUCCUCUCCGUGAUGGUGUUGAGUUUGAGCGACGAGUAUUCCACAGCUUGUUUGGCAGCCAGGAUCAGAAGAUCGGUAUGAAGGCAUUCGCAGAGAAGAAGAAGGCUGAGUGGAGUCACUCAUAG
Fusarium coffeatum is the source of this 873-nucleotide messenger RNA. RefSeq lists its product as uncharacterized. Lineage: Eukaryota; Fungi; Ascomycota; Sordariomycetes; Hypocreales; Nectriaceae. Gene Ontology annotation, biological process: fatty acid beta-oxidation. Gene Ontology annotation, cellular component: mitochondrion. The record is from RefSeq and is a predicted model, not a curated record. Bases 1 to 873 code for a protein of 290 amino acids. Gene Ontology annotation, molecular function: enoyl-CoA hydratase activity. The transcript is spliced from 2 exons.